GAAUGGAAAAAUGGUUGGGAAGGCCAUUAAUGCAGCAAGCACACAUGCUUCCACUCCUCAGAAGAACCUCCUCACUACUUCCCUCAAUCUUCUCUUCCCUAACCCCUCAUUCCUCAUCUCCACUCCCACUUUCUCUCUCUAAACUCGUCUUCAUGGAAAUCCCCAAUUCGGGGCUUUCCGGGAGGCUCGUGGUUUUGGCCCAACAGUUGCGCCUCUACAAGCCGCCGCCGACAUCGGAUGAUGACGAGGAGGAGGAGCAGAGGAUUGAGGAGAGCGCAGAGAAAGUGGUUGCGAAGGUGGGAUUCCCGGAAUCCGCAACUUCGGCGGCGCCUGCCGAGCGGUUCAGCCCGAAAAGGGCGGCGGUUCUGAUCUGCCUCUUCGAAGGGGAUGCUGGAGAGCUUAGGGUUAUUCUCACUAAGCGAUCGUCGCAGCUCUCUACUCAUUCUGGUGAAGUCUCAUUGCCCGGAGGGAAAGCGGAAGAGGCGGAUGCUAAUGAUGCUGAGACAGCAACGAGGGAAGCAAAAGAGGAGAUAGGGCUGGAUCCUUCACUUGUUAAUGUGGUUACUUGCCUUGAACCAUUCUUAUCCAAGCACCUCCUCAGGGUGAUUCCUGUUAUCGGCAUACUUUCCAACAAGAAAGACUUUAAUCCUUCCCCAAAUGCCGCUGAAGUGGAAGCUGUUUUCGAUGCUCCCUUGGAAAUGUUCCUCAAGGAUGAGAAUAGAAGAUGUGAAGAACGAGUGUGGAUGAGCGACAAGUAUCUGAUCCACUAUUUUGAUUAUGAAAUAGACAACAAGAAGUAUGUCAUUUGGGGUUUAACUGCCGGAAUUUUGAUUAGAGCAGCUUCGAUCGUGUAUCAGAAGCCACCUGCUUUUACAGAGCAAAACCCCAAAUUCAAAGUUCCAAGUGGUGUGCUGAAAGAUACUACCUUGCCUUAAGAUAGCCAGAUAUGUUCAUAUACUACCCCCCGUUGUGAAAAAGCAAUCUAGAUUGGAUUCUCACAAACAUUUCCUACUAAGCAGUAUUCUUAAUCGCUCAAAUAUUCCUAUUUCAUCAUUCAAAUAAUAUACCUGAAACAAGCUAGAGUUUUGAUCAUGUAUUGGUGAGCUGUAAACUGAGGGAAUCAAUGCUAGCACGGGUUAAAUAAGUUUGGGAGCAUACUUACCAGAAUGCUUCUGAUAAGAACGAACCUAUGCAAUUGCGUGAACAUGAUGGAUCUUUGUAGAGUGACAAUGGUUUUAGCUACAGAGAAGCCGGUUGGAACUAUGAGGUUUGCACCACUAUACAAAUCAGCUGAUCACUGUUCUGUUGUUGAAUUUGAAGAACUCAGUACCUCUUACAUUGAUGUUAGAAGUUGAGAAAUGAUUAGUUUUAGGUGUUGGGGUGGCACGACUAGUUAAAAACAUCCAUUUGUUAGCAAAUCGCAAAUUUGAUGACAAAGGUAUGCUUUGUUGUAUUUGUGGACCAAAAACUGCUUAAUUCGCGUAAAGUAAGCUGUUAUCGAAGUUAUGUUAUGAAGCAAUUUUCUUGAUUA
This is a messenger RNA of Salvia splendens (bonfire salvia), 1531 nucleotides long. Its product is annotated as nudix hydrolase 15, mitochondrial. NCBI's taxonomy places the organism in Eukaryota, Viridiplantae, Streptophyta, Magnoliopsida, Lamiales, Lamiaceae. The record is from RefSeq and is a predicted model, not a curated record. Gene Ontology annotation, biological process: coenzyme A catabolic process. The transcript has 5 exons. Bases 3 to 935 code for a protein of 310 amino acids. Gene Ontology annotation, molecular function: coenzyme A diphosphatase activity.